Molecule: messenger RNA, 2904 nt
Organism: Carya illinoinensis
Lineage: Eukaryota; Viridiplantae; Streptophyta; Magnoliopsida; Fagales; Juglandaceae
Product: receptor-like protein 7
Exons: 1
Coding region: 1-2904 (967 amino acids)
Molecular function (GO): protein binding
Source: RefSeq, a predicted model, not a curated record
AUGCCUACAUGUUUGCGCUUUCUCUUCUCUGAUCUCUUAGUGUUGUUCCUUCUUUUACUCACGGCCUCUUUGUCUUCUCCGCAGCCACUUUGUCAUCAAGAUGAGAGCUUAGCUCUUAUGCAAUUCAAGGAUAGCUUUAUCAUAGACAAUGAUACUUGUAUGACUUGGUCUAGCUAUCCCAAGACUGCAUCAUGGAGUGUAGAAGCAAAGGGUGGUAGAUCAGAUUGUUGUUCAUGGGAGGGGGUUGAGUGCAACCACCACACAGGUCAUGUUAUUGGCCUUGACCUUAGUGCCAGCUGUCUCAAUGGUUCUAUCAACUCCAACAGCAGCCUCUUCCGCCUUUCUCAUCUUCGGAGCCUUAAUCUUGCUUACAAUAACUUCAAUUACUCUAAAAUCCCAUCUACAGUUGGCAAUCUUUCAAGGCUAACAUAUCUUAAUUUCAGUGAGUCUUAUGUUUCAGGAAAAGUACCUUUCGAAGUUUCAUACCUCUCCAAGUUGUCAUCGCUGGAUUUUUCAUCCAAUUAUGAUUUAGUUAUUGGAAGUCUAACAAGGUUAGUCCAAAACCUAACCCGCCUCGAAGAGAUUCUUCUUAGUUACGUCAACAUAUCGUCCAGAGUACCUAAGAGCUUGGCAAAUUUGUCUUCCUUGAGGACUCUAGAGCUAGAAGGUUGUGGAUUGUAUGGGGAGUUCCCAAUUCAAAUUUUUCAGCUACCAGAACUACAGAACCUUGAUAUAAGAUCCAAUGAAAAUCUCACUGGUCAGUUGCCUGAAUUUCAUUCCAGCACUGUCCUUCAAACUUUGCAACUUUCUCAGACAAGUUUCUCUGCUAAACUACCGACUUCAAUUGGAAACCUUAAUUCCUUAGAGGGCUUAUGUAUUGAUUAUUGCAAUUUCUCUGGAUCCAUCCCAAACUCCAUCUGGAACCUUACCCAACUCACUAAUCUGCACCUCUCAGGGAACUCGUUCGACGAUUUGUCAUGCCUCACCAAAGCCAAUUCUAAUGACACUCUUCCACACUUACAAUAUUUACAUUUGUCUUCUCUCAACUUAACAAAGUUCCCAAAUUUCCUACGAAACCAGAACAAACUUGAGACGCUAAUUCUAUCACAAAACAAUAUUCAUGGUAUAAUACCCAAAUGGGUGUUUAAUGCAAGUAAAGAAAGCCUUCAAGGUUUAUUUCUUUAUAACAACUUUCUCACCGGCUUUGAAAAUUCUCAAGAUGUUCUUCACUUGCCAAAUCUACAAGAAGUGGACCUCACAAAUAACAGGCUACAAGGAACAUUCUCGAUUUCUCUGGUUGCACCAUCUAUUCGAAGUUUAUAUCUUUCUAACAACUUUCUCACCGGCUUUGAAAAUUCUCGAGAUGUUCUUCACUUGCCAAAUCUACAAGAAGUGGACCUCACAAAUAACAGGCUACAAGGAACAUUCUCGAUUUCUCUGGUUGCACCAUCUAUUCGAAGUUUAUAUCUUUCUAACAACUUUCUCACCGGCUUUGAAAAUUCUCGAAAUGUUCUUCACUUGCCAAAUCUACAUGAUUUGGACCUCACAAAUAACAGGCUACAAGAAACAUUCUUGAUUUCUCUGGUUGCACCAUCUAUUCGAGGUUUAUAUCUUUCUAACAACUUUCUCACCGGCUUUGAAAAUUCUCGAGAUGUUCUUCGCUUGCCAAAUCUACAACACUUGGACCUUGAGAAUAACAGACUCCGUGGAUUCCUCCCGAUUCCACCACCAUCUAUCAGAAGUUAUCGAGUCAGGAAUAAUUCUUUUACAGGAGAAGUCUCACCAUUGUUUUGCAAUCUAAGUUCACUUUAUGUGCUUGAUUUUUCCUAUAACAAUUUGAGCGGCCAGCUGCAUCCAUGUUUCUGCAAGUUAAGUCAGACUUUGAAAGUACUCGCACUACGAGGCAAUAACAUCGGUGGAACCAUCCCAGAUGAAUGGGCAAAGAGGUGCAGCUUAAGUAUGAUCGACUUGAGUCAAAACCAAUUCCAAGGUCAGCUCCCAAGAUCAUUGGACAAUUGUAAGGAGUUACGGUAUCUUGAUGUUGGUAACAAUAAGAUUCAUGAUACCUUUCCCUUAUGGUUAGAAACUCUUCCUGUGCUGCAGAUUUUAAUUCUUCGCUCUAAUGGAUUUUACGGUGCAAUAAGAAAUAUCCAAAUCAAUUGUACAUUCUCCAACUUGCAUAUUAUCGAUCUAUCCCACAACAAUUUCUCUGGAGAUUUGCCCGCAGAAUGCUUCCAACAAUGGAAUGCCAUGAAAUUAUUUGGAGCAAAAGAGUUGCAAUACUUGGACUAUUCUAUUAUCAGUUACUCGAUUACACUAACAACUAGAAGCAUAGAGUUGAAGUAUGAGAGGAUCCAAGAUGAACUCAAAGUCAUUGAUUUAUCAUGCAACAGAUUUGAAGGAGGAAUUCCAGAAGUAGUGGGAAAUCUAAAAGGACUUCACAUUCUCAAUUUCUCCAACAAUGCUCUCUUCGGUCAUAUCCCAUCAUCGUUGGCAAACUUGACAAAUCUAGAAUCAUUGGAUCUUUCUCAAAAUAAUUUAAUUGGAGAAAUACCCCUACAACUCGCCCAACUCACUUUCCUGGCAUUUUUUAAAGUGUUCAACAAUCGUCUCACAGGUCCCAUACCACAUGGAAAUCAAUUUGAUACGUUUCCGAACAGUUCAUUCAAUGGUAACCUAGGAUUGUGUGGAAAACCGUUGUCAAAAGCAUGUGGGGACUCACUGCCUACACCUGAUCCAACGUUAAUGUUUGAAGGAAAUCAAGAUGGAGUGUCUCCAUUUGAAUUUGGGUGGAAAGUAGUUGCUAUCGGGUACGGGUGUGGAUUUGUAGUAGGAAUUGUUAUUGGACAAUGGGUGAUUGCAAGGAAGCAAGAUUGGUUUGUAAAUACCUUUAGAAAGAAGUAG